Anopheles moucheti is the source of this 3476-nucleotide messenger RNA. RefSeq lists its product as uncharacterized. The transcript has a single exon. The record is from RefSeq and is a predicted model, not a curated record. Gene Ontology annotation, molecular function: nucleic acid binding. Gene Ontology annotation, biological process: DNA integration. The coding region runs from base 72 to 3020 and encodes 982 amino acids. Lineage: Eukaryota; Metazoa; Arthropoda; Insecta; Diptera; Culicidae.
CAAAAGUACAUGCGCGAACGGCAUCCGGCACACGCUUGCAGCUAGACGGCGAGUUUGAGGCUAACGUAACGAUGAACGGAACGACCAAAUUCGUAACGAUCCGUGUUUUUCCAUCGGAUCUAGAACUGUUAGGAGCAGACUUGGUGCAUAAUUUCUCUCUAGGAACGAUACCGAUGGAUGCAUUCUGUAACAGAAUCGAGGGCGAAUCUGCUAAAUGGGAGAGCAGAUUCCCUGCUGUUUUCAACGGCACCGGUUUAUGCACCAAGGCGAAAAUACAUCUGCAAGUGAAAGAAAACGUACGUCCUACUUUUUGUCCGAAGCGCCCGGUUGCUUACGCGAUGCAAGCAACCGUCGAAAAGGAGCUUAAUCGGUUGGAAUCGCUAAACGUAAUCACGCCAGUCGACUAUUCAGAGUGGGCUGCGCCGAUCGUCGUCGUUAGAAAAGGAAACGGCAGCAUUAGAAUCUGCGGAGAUUAUUCGACGGGACUUAAUUCUGCGCUCCAGUCUUACGAAUACCCUUUACCGCUCCCUGACGAUAUUUUCGCGAAGUUAGCGCAGUGCAGAUUCUUUAGUAAAAUUGACCUGUCCGAUGCGUUUUUGCAGGUCGAAAUCGAUGCGAAAUACCGUCCCCUGCUCACCAUAAAUACGCACCGUGGCCUAUACCACUACAAUCGAUUACCACCGGGCGUAAAGAUAGCUCCGGCCGCGUUUCAACAACUAAUCGAUGCAAUGCUCGCGGGAUUGAAAGGCACAUCCGGCUAUAUGGAUGACGUAAUCGUUGGCGGUAAAACGGAACGCGAGCACGACGAAAAUCUCCUGAACCUUUUUCGCAGAAUCCAGGAGUACGGUUUCACAAUCCGUGCGGAAAAGUGUGCGCUAAAAAUGCAGCAAAUUGAGUAUCUGGGUUUCAUCGUUGAUCGUCGUGGCCUCAGGCCAAACCCAGCAAAGAUCGACGCUAUCCUCAAGCUGCCGGCACCAACAAACGUUAGCGAAGUCAGAUCAUACUUAGGCGCAGUAAAUUAUUAUGGUAAAUUUGUUCCGAAAAUGCGCGACCUAAGGUAUCCUCUAGAUGUGCUCUUACAGAACGAAAGCAAAUUCAUCUGGACUCGCGAAUGCGAACGCGCUUUCACACAGUUUAAAGAUAUACUGUCAUCGGAUUUGCUACUAACGCAUUAUAACCCAAACGCCGAAAUAGUAGUAUCUGCAGACGCAUCAUCGGUGGGACUUGGCGCAACUAUUAGCCACAAAUUUGCGGAUGGCUCAGUAAAGGUUGUUCAGCACGCAUCAAGGGCGCUCACGAAAGCUGAAGAAAAGUACAGCCAAAUCGACCGCGAGGGUCUUGCCAUCAUUUUUGCGGUUAAGAAGUUCCACAAGAUGCUCUACGGUCGGCAUUUCCGUCUGCAAACAGACCAUCGUCCCUUGUUAAGAAUAUUCGGGUCAAAGAAAGGGAUUCCAGUUUACACGGCUAACAGACUGCAACGUUUCGCACUCUCUUUACAGUUAUAUGAUUUCAGCAUCGAGUAUAUACCCUCUGCGAAAUUCGGAAACGCUGAUUUAUUAUCCAGGCUGAUAAGCGAGCAUGCGAAACCGGAUCCCGAAUACGUCAUAGCCAGCACUGAACUCGAGGAUGAUGUAAGUUUUGUAGCCAUUCAAUCGUUAAAUGCAUUUCCUCUUAAUUUUAGAGACGUUGCGAACGCUACACGGGCUGAUCCGGUACUGCGCAAAGUUCACCACUACAUCAUGCAAGGUUGGCCUAAAAACAACGCAUACGGUCAAGAGUUGGCGCGCUUCUUCAAUAGAAGCGAAUCUCUCUCCAUGGUACGAGGAUGUAUUUUGUUCGGGGAGAGGGUAGUAUUACCUACCAGAUUACGCCACAAAUGUAUUAAGCAAUUGCAUGAGGGUCAUCCAGGAAUGCAGCGUAUGAAAGCGCUAGCCCGGAGUUACGUGUAUUGGCCGGGUAUGGAUGAUGACAUAGUGAACCAUGUUAGAGCGUGUCAUGCUUGUGCGAUUGCCGCAAAAUCGACCCCUCACACUAAGCCGGUAUCCUGGCCAUCCAGUAAACGCCCUUGGGAACGCAUUCAUGUCGACUACGCGGGACCGAUCGACGGCGAAUAUUUUUUGAUCGUAGUUGACGCCUACACGAAAUGGCCAGAGAUCAUCAAGACGAACAGUACAACUUCACCGGCAACGAUAGCGAUACUGAGGAGCCUUUUCGCAAGGUUUGGUUUUCCUGUGACGCUUGUAAGCGAUAACGGACCGCAAUUUUCUAGCGCUACAUUUUCGGAGUUUUGCGCAAACCGCGGGAUUCAACACAUCACCAGCCCGCCAUUCCAUCCUCAGUCUAACGGACAGGCUGAACGUUUCGUCGACACCUUCAAGCGGUCUGUGAAGAAAAUCAUGGAAGGUGGAGCAUCCCAUGCAGAAGCGCUUGACAUUUUUCUGCAAACAUACCGAGCGACCCCCAAUCCAGUGUUAGAGAAGCAUCGGUCGCCAGCGGAGGUAAUGUUCGGGAGAAAAAUACGAACAGCAAUGGAGCUGCUUAUACCACCUUCAACGCCGGAAGCAGAGCCAGCAGGACGAGCCUGUUCCUUCCAGCGCGGCGAUCUUGUAUUUGCCAAAUGGUACGCCCAAAAUUCAUGGAAAUGGAUUCCAGCAAAGAUCGUUCGCGCAUUAGGUAACGUGAUGUACGAGAUCGAAACGGAUGAUCACCGUGUACACCGCCGCCAUGUAAACCAGCUACGCAAAAGGGUUACAACCAGCUCGCACCAGUCGUCCUCGCCAGCAGCUCGCCACCAACUACCGAUCGACCUUUUAAUGGAAGGUACAUCCAGCGACGAACGGGCAGUGUCUGCUGGAAGCGCCAUAAAUGCAUCAUCGCCGAUAGAGGCAUUCCCCAGACCGGUACCUUUUAUACCUAGCCGACGUCAACAGCCGAGAGGAUCGCCACGCCGGUCUUCUAGGAUUAGAAGACCUCCGCGUAGGUUUGAAGGAUAUAGGCUGCAAAAUAAAAGGGGGAGAUGAUAUGGUCCACCCUGAUCCAUCGGUAGAUCUGUCACGGUAACUCACCGUUGACAAGCGACGGUCAGCGGUUGAUGUGUGAGUGCAAUCUACCGAAGGGUCAGCGUACGCGCUCGCUCUCGACACUCCGAUACUAGAAGGGCAAGUGAGCGGACCAGCAAGCGCGCGUAACGGAAGAGCAAGCCGGCUCGAAAUGUAUGUUUGUAAUGUUCGUGAAACGUGUGAAUAUAGUGUUAUGUUAAAGUACCUAAUCGUCUAAAUGUUCAAGUAACAUACGCGAAAGAAAAGAAACACAAAAAUAACCAUUCCUAUGCUAAAUGCGUCGAGAAGUCAAAGCGUUAGCUGUAGCUGUCGAACUACUACCGAGCUGCUCCUGAUCUCCUGAUCAUGAUGUGACAGGCGAUGGUUUACCGGUCUGCCGGUCCAUUUGCCGUCAGCUGUUCAAUCAUUUCUAUCAUA